AUGACUCACACUAAGGUUCUUCCUUUCUUUUUUUAUUUCACCUUUCUUUCUUUCUUUUUCAUUCUUAAUCUCUUCUUCCUUUCUGUCCUGAUUCCUUUCUCCCGAUUUACUUACUUCCUUCCUUUCUUUCUUUCUUUCUUUCUAUCUUUCUCAUCCCCCUUUCAAGACAUACUCUUUCCUCUUUCCUCUCCAUAUAUAUCUUUCUUUCUUAUUUUCUUUUUUCGUUCUUUUCUUAUACAAUUUUAUCUUUACUCUCCUCAUACAUCCUUCUUUCUUUCUUUCUUUCUUUCUUUCUUUUUAAUUAUUACUCUCUUCUCCCUUUCUGUCCUGAUUCCUUUGUUCCGAUUUACUUUCUUUCUUUCCUUCUUUCUUUCUUUCUUUCUUUCUUUCUUUCUCAUUCCCCUUUCAAGACAUACUCUUUCCUCUUUCCUCUCCAUAUAUAUCUUUCUUUCUUUUUUCUUUUUUUGUUCUUUUGUUUCCUUCUUUCUUUCUUUUUACUUUAUUUCCUUCUUUCUUUCUUUCAGCUUAUACAAUUUUAUCUUUACUCUCCUCAUACAUCUUUCUUUCUUUCUUUCUUUCUUUCUUUCUUUCUUUCUUUCUUUCUUUCUUUUUAAUUAUUACUCUCUUCUCCCUUUCUGUCCUGAUUCCUUUGUUCCGAUUUACUUUCUUUCUUUCUUUCUUUCUUUCUUUUUUCUUUCUCAUUCACCUUUCAAGACAUACUCUUUCCUCUUUCCUCUCCACAUAUAUCUUUCGUUCUUUCUUUUUUUCUUUUUUCGUUCUUUUGUUUCCUUCUUUCUUUCUUUUUACUUUAUUUCCUUCUUUCUUUCUUUCAGCUUAUACAAUUUUCUCUUUACUCUCCCCAUACAUCAUUCUUUCUUUCUUUCUUUCUUUCUUUCUUUCUUUCUUUCUUUCUUUUUAAUUAUUACUCUCUUCUCCCUUUCUGUCCUGAUUACUUUCUUCCGGUUUACUUUCUUUCUUUCUUUCUUUCUUUCUCAUUCCCAUUUCAAGACAUAUUCUUUCCUCUUUUCUCUCCACAUAUAUCUUUCUUUCUUUCUUUUUUCUUUCUUUUGUUUCCUUCUUUCUUUCUUUUUACUUUCUCUGCUUCUUUCUUUCUUUCAGCUUAUACAAUUUUCUCUUUACCCCCCCGCCCCAACAAACAUGCAUUUUUCUUUCUUUCUUUCUUUCUUAAUUUUGUUUCAUUCUUUACAUAUUAUCAUUUCUUUCUUAUUUUAUUGCAUUCAUCACGUGUUCUUUCUUUCUUUCUUUCUUUCUUUCUUUCUUUCUUUCUUAUAA
Acanthosepion pharaonis is the source of this 1293-nucleotide messenger RNA. NCBI's taxonomy places the organism in Eukaryota, Metazoa, Mollusca, Cephalopoda, Sepiida, Sepiidae. The record is from the annotation of a GenBank genome assembly.